AUGAACGACACCCCAGUCAUCAGCUACAGCGCACUUGCUCCUGGUGCUUCACGAUCUGGGGGAUUGGAAGCAGUCGCUGAUCGAGCUCGAGCACGGAUGAAGCGACAAGCCUCGGAACGAGAAUCCAACGAUGAUUUUGACGAGAUAACCUCGUUUGAGCACCAGGUCAACAAAUAUGAAUCUAAUGAGGCACUCGCCCCGAAGUCGACCGAGGCCAAAGCAGAGGCAUUGCUGACAGAGGCUGAUUUGAUCAAAUCUGAGAAACCAGGCUUCUGGAAUGCAGUGAAGAGAAGGAUGAGUCGAGGUGACCAUAAGUCAUAG
Molecule: messenger RNA, 321 nt
Organism: Penicillium nucicola
Lineage: Eukaryota; Fungi; Ascomycota; Eurotiomycetes; Eurotiales; Aspergillaceae
Exons: 1
Coding region: 1-321 (106 amino acids)
Source: RefSeq, a predicted model, not a curated record